Drosophila serrata is the source of this 6044-nucleotide messenger RNA. It is a transcript of the gene nompC, whose product is annotated as no mechanoreceptor potential C. The record is from RefSeq and is a predicted model, not a curated record. Gene Ontology annotation, biological process: calcium ion transmembrane transport. Gene Ontology annotation, molecular function: calcium channel activity; protein binding. Lineage: Eukaryota; Metazoa; Arthropoda; Insecta; Diptera; Drosophilidae. Gene Ontology annotation, cellular component: membrane.
AUGUCGCAGCCCCGCGCUGGCCGUGGCGGUCGUGGCGGCGGCGCUGGUGGCGCCGGCGUUGGCCGUAAAACCCCCUCCUCGCUGACCGGUCCGCCGGAUGACUCGGCCACGCCCAGCGAACGUGCAACGCCCGCCAGCAAGGCCGAUUCCGAUCCCAAGGACGACAGCUCUAGCAAUGGCGACAAGAAGGACAUGGAUGCAUUUCCCGCCCCAAAGCCGCCCAGUGCCGGUGCCUCCAUCCGGGAUACGGCCAACAAGGUGCUCGGUCUGGCCAUGAAAAGCGAGUGGACACCCAUCGAGGCGGAGCUAAAGAAGCUGGAGAAGUAUGUGGCCAAUGUGGGCGAGGACGGUAACCACAUACCGCUGGCCGGAGUCCAUGAUAUGAAUACCGGCAUGACGCCUCUGAUGUACGCCACGAAGGACAAUAAGACGGCCAUAAUGGAUCGCAUGAUUGAGCUGGGCGCCGACGUGGGAGCCCGUAAUAAUGAUAAUUAUAAUGUGCUACACAUUGCGGCAAUGUAUUCGCGUGAGGAUGUCGUCAAAUUGUUGCUAACAAAACGCGGCGUGGAUCCCUUCUCCACCGGUGGCUCGCGUUCGCAGACUGCGGUCCAUUUGGUGUCGAGUCGGCAAACUGGAACUGCCACCAAUAUCCUGCGAGCUCUUCUUGCGGCUGCUGGCAAGGAUAUUCGCUUAAAAGCGGACGGCCGUGGCAAGAUCCCAUUGCUCCUGGCCGUCGAGUCGGGCAACCAGUCCAUGUGCAGGGAGCUGCUGGCGGCACAAACGGCGGACCAACUAAAGGCAACGACGGCCAAUGGAGACACGGCCUUGCAUUUGGCCGCCAGACGGCGGGACGUGGACAUGGUCCGCAUCCUGGUCGAUUAUGGUACCAACGUGGACACGCAGAAUGGCGAGGGGCAGACGCCGCUCCACAUCGCGGCCGCCGAAGGUGAUGAGGCCCUACUCAAGUACUUCUAUGGCGUGCGCGCCUCAGCGUCCAUUGCGGACAAUCAAGAUCGCACUCCGAUGCACUUGGCCGCCGAGAAUGGGCACGCGCACGUCAUCGAGAUACUGGCCGACAAGUUCAAGGCGAGCAUCUUCGAGCGCACCAAGGAUGGCAGCACGCUGAUGCACAUUGCAUCUCUCAAUGGCCAUGCUGAGUGCGCCACGAUGCUCUUCAAGAAGGGAGUCUAUCUCCACAUGCCCAACAAGGAUGGUGCGAGGAGUAUCCACACUGCCGCCGCCUAUGGACACACGGGUAUCAUCAAUACCCUGUUGCAGAAGGGCGAGAAAGUGGAUGUGACCACCAAUGACAACUACACGGCUCUACACAUAGCCGUGGAGUCGGCCAAGCCCGCCGUUGUGGAAACCCUGCUCGGUUUUGGAGCAGAUGUCCAUGUUCGGGGUGGAAAACUCCGUGAAACACCACUGCACAUAGCAGCUAGGGUCAAGGAUGGCGAUCGAUGUGCUCUCAUGUUGCUGAAAUCGGGAGCCAGUCCCAAUUUGACGACGGACGAUGCACUCACUCCGGUUCAUGUUGCUGCCCGCCAUGGCAAUCUGGCCACGCUGAUGCAGCUGCUGGAAGACGAAGGCGAUCCGUUGUACAAAUCAAAUACGGGUGAGACACCCCUGCACAUGGCUUGCAGAUCCUGUCACCCGGAGAUCGUUCGUCAUUUGAUCGAAACGGUGAAGGAGAAACAUGGUCCGGACAAGGCCACCACGUACAUCAAUUCGGUGAACGACGAUGGCGCCACGGCGCUCCAUUACACCUGCCAAAUCACCAAGGAAGAGGUGAAAAUCCCCGAGUCCGAUAAGCAGAUAGUCCGAAUGCUUCUGGAGAAUGGAGCAGAUGUCACGCUGCAGACCAAGAAUGCCUUGGAGACUGCCUUCCACUAUUGCGCCGUGGCUGGUAACAAUGAUGUCCUGAUGGAGAUGAUUUCGCACAUGAAUCCCACGGACAUUCAGAAGGCAAUGAACCGUCAAUCCUCCGUGGGCUGGACCCCUCUGCUGAUAGCCUGCCAUCGAGGGCACAUGGAGCUGGUCAAUAAUCUCCUGGCGAAUCAUGCUCGUGUGGAUGUCUUCGAUACGGAGGGCAGGUCGGCCUUGCACUUGGCAGCGGAAAGGGGUUACUUGCACGUCUGCGAUGCUCUGCUGACCAAUAAGGCUUUCAUUAACUCCAAGUCCCGUGUGGGACGCACAGCCCUCCACCUGGCAGCGAUGAAUGGGUUUACGCAUCUCGUGAAAUUCCUCAUCAAGGAUCACAAUGCGGUGAUCGAUAUCCUGACGCUGCGAAAACAGACGCCGCUCCAUUUGGCAGCGGCCAGCGGGCAGAUGGAAGUCUGCCAGCUGCUCCUCGAGCUGGGAGCGAAUAUCGAUGCGACGGAUGAUCUGGGCCAGAAGCCCAUCCACGUCGCCGCCCAGAACAACUACUCUGAAGUGGCCAAACUCUUCCUGCAGCAGCAUCCCAGCCUGGUGAAUGCCACCAGCAAGGAUGGCAAUACCUGUGCCCACAUUGCCGCCAUGCAGGGAUCCGUCAAGGUGAUCGAGGAGCUGAUGAAGUUCGAUCGAUCGGGUGUGAUUUCGGCGCGGAAUAAACUCACGGAUGCCACACCGCUCCAGUUGGCCGCCGAGGGUGGACAUGCGGAUGUGGUCAAAGCUCUGGUUAGAGCCGGUGCCUCCUGCACUGAGGAGAACAAGGCAGGAUUCACCGCAGUUCACUUGGCAGCACAAAAUGGUCAUGGACAGGUGCUGGAUGUCCUAAAGAGCACGAAUUCUUUAAGGAUCAAUAGUAAAAAGUUGGGAUUGACACCACUGCAUGUGGCUGCCUAUUAUGGCCAAGCGGAUACGGUCAGAGAACUGCUGACCAGUGUUCCGGCCACUGUCAAAUCGGAAACGCCAACGGGACAAACUCUAUUCGGUGAUUUGGGCACGGAAUCUGGAAUGACACCACUGCAUCUGGCGGCAUUUUCCGGGAACGAGAACGUGGUGCGAUUGCUCCUCAACUCGGCGGGUGUUCAAGUGGAUGCGGCGACCACAGAGAACGGCUAUAAUCCACUCCAUUUGGCUUGCUUCGGUGGACACAUGUCAGUGGUCGGUUUGCUCCUGAGUCGGUCGGCGGAACUCCUCCAGUCGCAGGAUCGUAACGGCAGGACGGGCCUGCACAUCGCCGCCAUGCAUGGCCACAUCCAGAUGGUGGAGAUUCUGCUUGGCCAGGGCGCGGAGAUCAAUGCAACCGAUCGGAACGGUUGGACGCCACUGCAUUGUGCUGCCAAAGCCGGCCACUUGGAGGUGGUGAAGCUGCUGUGCGAGGCGGGUGCCUCUCCGAAAUCGGAGACCAACUACGGCUGUGCCGCCAUUUGGUUCGCGGCCUCGGAGGGACACAACGAGGUCCUGCGCUAUCUCAUGAACAAGGAGCAUGACACCUAUGGCCUCAUGGAGGACAAACGAUUCGUCUACAAUCUGAUGGUCGUCUCCAAGAAUCACAAUAAUAAACCCAUCCAGGAGUUUGUUCUCGUCUCGCCGGCACCGGUGGAUACGGCUGCCAAGCUGUCCAAUAUCUACAUUACUUUAUCCACAAAGGAGAAAGAACGCGCCAAGGAUCUGGUUGCAGCUGGCAAACAAUGUGAAACCAUGGCCACAGAGCUCUUGGCCCUGGCAGCUGGCUCUGAUUCGGCGGGGAAGAUUCUUCAAGCCACCGAUAAGAGGAAUGUGGAAUUUCUCGACGUCCUGAUAGAGAAUGAGCAAAAGGAAGUUAUUGCGCAUACGGUGGUGCAGCGUUACCUGCAGGAACUCUGGCAUGGCUCCCUGACCUGGGCUUCCUGGAAGAUCCUCCUUCUGCUGGUGGCCUUUAUUGUCUGCCCGCCUGUGUGGAUUGGCUUCACCUUCCCCAUGGGCCACAAGUUCAACAAGGUGCCCAUCAUCAAGUUUAUGUCGUACCUCACCUCGCACAUUUACCUCAUGAUCCACCUGAGUAUCGUGGGCAUUACGCCCAUAUAUCCCGUCCUCCGACUGAGUUUGGUGCCCUAUUGGUACGAGAUUGGACUUCUGAUCUGGCUGAGUGGUCUGCUGCUGUUCGAGCUGACGAAUCCGUCGGAUAAAUCGGGAUUGGGAUCGAUCAAGGUGCUGGUGCUGCUGCUGGGGAUGGCCGGCGUGGGUGUCCACGUGGCGGCCUUUGUCUUUGUCUCCAAGGAGUAUUGGCCCACGUUGGUGUACUGUCGGAAUCAGUGCUUCGCACUGGCCUUCCUGCUGGCCUGCGUUCAGAUCCUUGACUUUUUGUCAUUCCAUCAUCUAUUCGGACCCUGGGCCAUUAUCAUCGGGGAUCUGCUGAAGGACUUGGCCAGGUUCUUGGCCGUCUUGGCCAUCUUUGUGUUUGGCUUUUCGAUGCAUAUCGUGGCGCUGAAUCAAAGUUUUGCCAACUUCUCGCCGGAGGAUCUGCGCAGCUUCGAGAAGAAGAACCGAAAUCGGGGAUACUUCAGUGACGAUGACAUGCCCACGCCUCGACCUCCGCCCGCGGAGAAUUAUGUCGAUAGUCGCUUCAGCGAAUUCCGGCGAAAGCACAAGGACGACCUGCGCAUGCAUCCGAUAAACUCAUUCGAGUUGUUGUUCUUCGCCGUGUUCGGACAGACGACAACCGAGCAGACGCAAGUUGACAAAAUCAAAAAUGUAGCCACGCCCACUCAACCGUAUUGGGUCGAGUACCUGUUCAAAAUUGUCUUUGGCAUUUACAUGUUGGUGUCGGUGGUUGUGCUCAUUAACCUGCUGAUUGCCAUGAUGUCAGACACCUAUCAACGCAUCCAGGCCCAAUCCGACAUCGAGUGGAAAUUCGGCUUGUCCAAGCUUAUACGCAAUAUGCAUCGCACCACAACAGCGCCCUCGCCGCUUAAUUUAGUUACCACCUGGUUUAUGUGGAUCGUCGAGAAGGUCAAGGCACGCAUGAAGAAAAAGAAGCGUCCAAGUCUGGUUCAGAUGAUGGGAAUACGUCAGGCCAGUCCGCGAACGAAAGCCGGGGCCAAAUGGCUAUCGAAGAUCAAGAAAGACUCGGUGGCUCUGUCUCAGGUUCAUCUGUCGCCGCUGGGAUCACAGGCCAGCUUCUCGCAGGCCAAUCAGAAUCGCAUCGAGAACGUGGCCGACUGGGAGGCGAUCGCCAAGAAGUAUCGGGCUCUGGUGGGCGACGAGGAGGGUGGUUCGCUCAAGGACUCGGAUGCGGAGAGCGGUUCCCAGGAGGGCAGCGGCGGUGGGCAACAGCCGCCGGCACAGGUGGGCAGAAGAGCCGCCAUCAAGGCCGCCGCAAAGGACACCAAGAAAUAAAUCAGAACACACACCCGACACCGGCACACACACACUCUCUCUCCACUCUCUGCGUUUUUGGAUUGGCUAAUUAAUCACGUUUCGAUUGCAGGUCUAAGCUUCAACCUCUUCAACUUCUCUUCCAACUAUCCAACUAUCCUGAACUCUCCUCCUCUCUCUUCUCUUCUACUCGACUAUCCCAGAGUCUGUCCUUCUGUACUCCUAAGUCUAAGUCUAAGUCUAGAUCUAAGCUCUCACUUUCGGGAAUGUCUCUCUUCUCCAUUCAAGGAGGUCCUUCCGAAAUCCUUAAGCUAAGCCAGCACUUCCUAAACUAAUUUUAGCUAGAAUAUUGAAAUUGUUUUGGGUAUCUUUCGAUAUUUAUUUUGAUAUUUCCCAUUUUAAGCGUGUCGGCGAUAACAGAUUUACGAUAAACGAAACAACAAAACAAGUUUUCCAUAUUUGAGAUUUUUGAAAUAAAUAUAACGAAAAGUUAAUGCAGUCGCCAGUUUUGGAACUGUUACUUUUUGUCUUACAUUUUUUUAACCAAACUCCUAGCCCUUUUUGUAUUAAGCUGACAACUCCCGCGUCUACCGGAUCGACCAUAGGCUUAAUUAUGAUUAUAUAUUGUAGCUUUUAAGUCUUUAACCAUAGCUUCAAAAAGGUUUUAUAAAAAAAGGAAUACAUAUCGCAUGAUCUCAUCGUUCCCCGGGUAAACUUUGUCGUCCAGCAACUACAUCCAAUUUAUUUACUAAGCUUGAUUA